Molecule: messenger RNA, 3447 nt
Organism: Psilocybe cubensis
Lineage: Eukaryota; Fungi; Basidiomycota; Agaricomycetes; Agaricales; Agrocybaceae
Exons: 7
Coding region: 1-3447 (1148 amino acids)
Biological process (GO): protein phosphorylation; actin cytoskeleton organization
Cellular component (GO): nucleus; cytoplasm
Molecular function (GO): ATP binding; protein serine/threonine kinase activity
Source: RefSeq, a predicted model, not a curated record
AUGACCAACGAAACGGCCACCCACGACGUGGAUGAAGCAGUCGCGCGCCCAGCGAAGCGACGCCGCGUCGAGACUCGGAUGCCGGUGCUCGCUGACGGGUUUGUCGUGCAUGACACACCGACACCGACGACGGCGAAAGUGGUACAUAAGCCCGCCGUACCGCGGUUUAUAUCAGGUUUUAGCGCGGGCGACGGUGUCAAUGAGGAUGGUACAAUACAAGCAGAUGUGGGGAGGGCGCCAGGGAAAGGUAGGGAUAAAAUGAAAGGUAAAGCGAUGGUGCAUAGGCCACCUGUGCUCGUCGCUGGACUUGGAGCGAGCUCGUCCACGUCCAAACUCAAUAACGACGACUCUGUGGUACCUCCAGAGAAAUCGAGGGAGAAGAGGCGGGUCGGAUCAGUGCCACAUCUUGUGCUGAAUGCACCGGGAACGGCUAAAUCAGCGGGCAUUGGCAAUGGCACCGCGUCUCAUCUGCGCCCUGCACACGCACCUCCAGCUGUUGUACUCCCUACAAAAACAUCCCUACGGCAAAUCAACCCCCCGACCAUCGUCCUACCCCCCAAAGCUCCAUCCAAAGCUCUUCAACCGAUCCAACCCCCCAAUCUCCCUUUACACCCAGCAAAGAAAAAGGAACUGUAUGCGUUAUCCACGUCGGGCCUUGGGAGGCUGAGUGACCUCUCCUCACAGAACUUUGCGGAGAGUCUAGCGGGGAUAUUGCUGAGAGACCAGCGGCCUGAUCUGACUUUGCUGCGGCUGCAGGAGGAGAAGGAGGGGAAAGACGAUAGCGACUUGUUGCGGGGACUGCAGAUGAGCCCGGAGAAGGCAGGGAAAGGAAAGUGGAAAGGAAAGGGAAAGGGUCCUGCGUUCGUACGAGGUGGGCUGGCCGCACAAGCCGCGUCGUUCUUCGAGCGCUCUUCGACAGCGCAUAUUCUGUGGAAGAAGGAUAUCGAGCGUACUGCCGCUGCCAUACACGCAUCUCUGCCUGCCGAAUUCAGCGCACGCGUGGUCAAGGUUCUGCACCGGCGAGCAGUGGACACAUCGCACGCGCCCUGCAUCGCGCUCUGUCAAAUCCGCGCGCAGAACGGGGGACCACAUCCCAAAUACCAAGCCAGCACACUGUACCGCGUUGUAUUCGCCACGCCCACGUCCAAGUCCACUGCAACCAGCGACAAAUCCGCGCCGUCCUUCGCAGAAGGGCAGACGAUCUCUAUUUUUACACCAUACCGCGAACUGUCUACAUCCCCAAACGCUUCGAACAACGCACCAGAGCCUCCGCGACGGCAGCUUGCGCCUCUACCGCUUCUGCUUUUUACCCCGCCAGUGCCCCCUACGCCUGACCCGCUGACGGCGCCUACCAUCGACUGCAAAGUCGUAUACCCCAUCGCACCCAAGGCGAGCAUGCAUUCUGAUGCGUUUGACGUGAUACCGUACGAUGUAAGUCUCCUGCCCGCGCGCGAGAAGGGUAGAUGCCGAUCCACACCCCACUUGGAUCUUUCCUCGUCUCGCACCCGCGCCGAUGUGCUACGAUUUUCUGUUUGCAAUUGGGAUAUCAAGGGCGACUGGCAGAAGCUCGGUUCUGGCUCCUUUGGAAAUGUGUACAAAGGCAACUACCUCGGCAUCGAAGUCGCGAUAAAAGAGGUGCUCCCCUCGACCGAAUACGAUGUCGCCAAAUACUUUGAACGCGAAUGGCGACUCAUGAAAGAGUGCCGGCACCCCAACAUCUGCCUCUUCAUCGGACUCUCCCGCGCACCCCCGCCAGACAACCGCAUCUUCAUCGUCUCCGAAUACAUAGACAACGGCAACGUGCGGCUCUACAUCCACGACACCGCCCGCCCCUUCCCGUGGAAACUGCGGCUCUCCUUCGCCACAGACGUCGCCCGCGCACUCGCCUACCUGCACGCGCGCUCCUGCAUCCACCGCGACCUCAAAGGCGAGAACCUCCUCGUCACGUCCAACGGGCGCCUCAAAAUCACCGACUUUGGCUUUGCGCGCAUCGCCGCGCGCAACUCGGAAGAGUCCAAGCGGCUCACCUUCUGCGGCACCGACGCGUACAUGUCCCCCGAGAUCCUGCGCGGCGACGCCUUCGCGCUGCCCACGGACGUCUUCUCGCUCGGCAUCAUCCUCUGCGAGAUCGGUGCGCGCCGUCUUGCUGACGAACACCACUUCAAGCGCGCUGCGCCCUCUUUCGGUAUCGAUCCCGCUGAGGUGAAGCGUCUGAUGAGCCCUGGGUGCCCAGACGACUUUUACCAGCUAUGUCUCGAUUGCCUGCACACAGACCCCACCGCGCGUCCCACAACGCGCGUCAUCCUUGCGCGGCUUGGAGCGAUCGAGGCCGAGGUCCUGCGCCGCCCGGGCGAGGGCGACGAUGGGAUGCAUCUCGGAAGCGUGCGCUUUAUGACGGGCGGCAAGCGGCCGACGCCCGCACCACGCAUACCGAGCUUCGGUAUGGGCGUAGGCAAGGAUAUCCGCAGCGGCGGGGCGAGCUCGUCAGAGGACGACAGUGACGACGAGGAGCUCAUGGAGGCUGUUGCGGGCCUGUCCAGCGUUGGCAUCAAAAGCGAUUGGAGCGAUAAAUCCCUAAGCAAGCAACCGUUGCUCAACCGCACAACGGAAUCCCAUGGCUCAGAAUACAGCACAACAGUAAUCAAACCGCACAACACAUCCUCUCUUCCUCCCUCGCUCUCCUCGAUCCUUACCAUCCGCCCCUCUCCCGACCCUUCCCCCGCAGACCCGCCUUCCCCUCCUCAAGGCGCAUCAACGCUCAACGGCCGCGCACCGCUCCAGGCCCUAGAAGACCCACUCGGCACCUCCUCCAUCCUCUCCAUCGCGACGAUGGACUCAUACCACACCGCCUCCGCCGCAUCCGUCUCUCUCUCAUCAUCCACCGUCUCCAGCGCAUACGCCACGGAGGGCGGGUCGACCAUCCGCGGCGUCGACGUCGACGGGGGUGGAUACGCGCCUCCGCUCGUGCACCGUUUCACGCUGCUCAAGCCCGGCGCGAAGCAGAAGCGGCAUAGCGGAAGCGGACCUGGCUCGCCCCCGCUCGGCGGCGCUGCCAACGGUAAUGGCAACGGCAACGGUGGUGGUGGUGGUGGUGGUGGUGGUGCCGCGGCUCCAGAGACGUCGGGAUGGAACCCGCUCGAGAUCCUAUUCUCCAGCGGGCUGCUCGUGGGCAAAUGCGAUCUGUGCAAUAAACGCCUGGGAUGGAAGCCCGUGCUGGAGUGCGACGACUGUGGACUACGAACACACGUCAAAUGCGGGGAGCUCGCGCCGCAGAACUGCGGCAUCCGCCUCGCAGGGGCGGGGGGUGUCAGCGGGCCCGUCCCGACGCAAGAACAGCUGCAGAACCCGUUCUACGCCAUGUCGCCGCUGUCCAAGGUCCGCCAGCAAGCGCAGCACGCCGGGGAGCAGAUGAAGACGCGUUCAGCGGGCCCUCUUGCACGGCGCUAG